Messenger RNA from Varanus komodoensis (Komodo dragon), 1251 nucleotides. It is a transcript of the gene ATP6V0B, whose product is annotated as ATPase H+ transporting V0 subunit b. The record is from RefSeq and is a predicted model, not a curated record. Gene Ontology annotation, molecular function: proton-transporting ATPase activity, rotational mechanism. Gene Ontology annotation, biological process: proton transmembrane transport. Bases 59 to 676 code for a protein of 205 amino acids. Gene Ontology annotation, cellular component: proton-transporting V-type ATPase, V0 domain. The transcript is spliced from 8 exons. NCBI's taxonomy places the organism in Eukaryota, Metazoa, Chordata, Lepidosauria, Squamata, Varanidae.
CAGGUGAUUCCUGGUCGGCUGCAGUCCGUGUUCAGGGCUCAUCGCCUUCGCUAUCGCCAUGUCCGGGCUCGCGCUGCUGUAUUCGGGGCUGGGGCUGAGCGCGGCCGCCGCCAUCACCGGCAUCGGAAUCUGCUACACAAUAUUUGGCCUGGGCUUCCGUUUCGAUGUGGCAUGGUUCCUCACCGAGACGUCGCCGUACAUGUGGUCCAACCUGGGCAUUGGGCUGUCCAUCUCGCUGUCAGUGGUGGGUGCUGCCUGGGGUAUUUACAUCACUGGAUCCAGCAUUAUUGGUGGUGGUGUCAAAGCACCUAGGAUCAAAACCAAAAAUCUGGUCAGCAUCAUCUUCUGUGAAGCUGUGGCCAUCUACGGGAUCAUCAUGGCGAUUGUGAUCACCAACAUGGCUGAGCAAUUUACUGGCAGAACUCCUGAGGAGAUUCGUUCAAAUAACUAUCAUGCAGGUUACUCCAUGUUUGGGGCAGGCUUGACUGUGGGCCUCUCCAAUCUCUUCUGUGGUGUAUGUGUGGGCAUUGUGGGCAGUGGUGCCGCACUGGCAGAUGCCCAGAAUGCCAGCCUCUUUGUCAAGAUCCUCAUUGUGGAAAUUUUUGGCAGUGCCAUCGGGCUCUUCGGUGUCAUUGUGGCUAUCCUGCAGACAUCUAAAGUGAAAAUGGGUGACUAAAUCCUUUGCCCCCUGUCUGUCUGCUAACUGCAGAUUCUGUACAUACUUAUUUAAUGUCUCCUGUUGGCCUGGGGUGGAGCUUGGUGUAUAAAGUUAUUCCUGUGAUCUUCACCUCUUGGGCUGUGGAAGAACCUGACCAAUUGAUGUGUUUGUGAGAAUCUCUCCGUCUCUUUCCCCCAUUCAUUUUCUGCUCCACUUCCCCAGAAGAAAGGAGCUGGACGCCUAGGUGGGAGGAGCCUAGUAUGUGCCGGCCCUUGCACUCUUGUGGCAGACCACUGCCCACCGCAAUGCAAUGUCCUGUGAAAGAAGCUCGUUUGUGUCCCAAGUAGCUGCCCCUCUUUGUGUGCGCCCUGCUGCUGUGGCCCCCCCACUGCCCAGCUCCUGCUGGCUCUGGCAGCCCUUUUUUCCUGAAUCAUGGGUGGCACUGGCUGAAGUCCUGGCACUGCAGGUUGUGGGAGAUGCCCUCCUAGACACACCUGCUUCAUACUGAAGGGGCACGUAGGAGCUGAAAGAUGUAAUUUUUGGAAUUCUCUGAAGCAUCACAAAUGAUUGGUUAUUAAAAUGAAUGAUAAUAA